CACCCUUGUCUUCCAAAAUGUUUGCCUCUCUCACCAUAAUACUGAUGAUGGCUACCUCCGUCGCCCUUGUCUCGGCCGCCUCGCUUGAAAAACAAGCAGGAGCACUCCUUGCCUGGAAAGCCACCCUCAGCAACCAUAGCCAAGUCUCCCUGGAAUCAUGGGGAAACAUGUCGUCAGCGCCUUGUAGUUGGGGUGGAAUCCGGUGCGCUGCACUGACAACACGACGACAGCGGCAUCGGGGCCGGCCGGUGAUCACCGGUGUCUCUCUACGGGGAUUGAAGCUAAGAGGGUCGCUGGAGUCCAUGGACUUCUCGGCCUUGAGUACCUUGGCGACCCUCGACCUCUCGCACAACCAGCUCUCUGGGAGCAUUCCUUCAAGCAUAGAGCAUCUUAGAGAGCUCCAUGCUCUACUUCUGCACGGCAAUCAGAUAAGAGGCUCGAUUCCACCUGCUUUAGCAAACCUCACAAAACUAACAACCCUGCGUCUUUCCAACAGUGAGCUUGUUGGGUCAGUUCCUCGAGAAAUUGGGAGUUUAGGGAUGCUGAAAGAGCUCAAUAUUAGUGUAAACCAACUUGAAGAUUAUAUUCCAACUAGUAUAGGAAAUUUAACACAACUAACAACGCUUCAUCUUCAUAGUAACAAAUCCAUCGGAUCCAUUCCUCGGGAAAUAAGAAAUUUGGUAAACCUGGAGGAUUUGAUACUCGGAUUGAACAAACUUACAGGAUCCAUACCAGUAUACUUGGGAAAUUUGACUAAAUUCACGACUUUGCUUCUCUAGGGUAACGACUUGUCUGG
Messenger RNA from Triticum dicoccoides, 796 nucleotides. Its product is annotated as probable leucine-rich repeat receptor-like protein kinase At1g35710. The coding region runs from base 18 to 779 and encodes 253 amino acids. The transcript has a single exon. Lineage: Eukaryota; Viridiplantae; Streptophyta; Magnoliopsida; Poales; Poaceae. The record is from RefSeq and is a predicted model, not a curated record. Gene Ontology annotation, molecular function: protein binding.